Messenger RNA from Triticum urartu, 1475 nucleotides. Its product is annotated as formiminotransferase cyclodeaminase-like protein. Gene Ontology annotation, molecular function: folic acid binding; transferase activity. NCBI's taxonomy places the organism in Eukaryota, Viridiplantae, Streptophyta, Magnoliopsida, Poales, Poaceae. The record is from RefSeq and is a predicted model, not a curated record.
AAUGAAACAAGGCAUUCAACGGGUGAUGCGGUUUAAGAGGGCAAUGGCAUGUUACCAUGUGCAUAAGAAUAAUGUUUCCCAGAGGCCGGUGGCAUGCCGCUGUGGAACCAAGGAUAACUACCACAGUACGUUUUGGGGGCUGCUGAGUCAUAAAGCCGAAGAGCACAUGCUGCGUCCGUCCUCUCAUGGUUGGGGCUUAUUACUCGGAGACGAACAAGACAAAGGGCAAGAAGGUUUCUUGCAAGAUCCAUAAGAAGGCACCACUCCACUCCAUUCCCCACAGGCGAGAGAGAGCCAGAGAUUGGGAUAGAGCUGAAGGCAUGGAGGGCAAGCGCACCGACCAGGCAAAGCUCAGCACGAUGCACUCAAAGGUGAUCUGCUGUAAGCUCUACAUCUCUGAAAGCCAAAAUGCGGCUGUUGUCGAUGCCAUCAGCCGCAUAGGCCAGAAAGACCCUGAGGUGGUUCUACUCAACAAGUUCGAGGAUGAGUACUACAACCGUGUCCGCUACACGCUUGUCUCCUAUAUUAACAGUGAAAGCGCAACUGGUGAAGCUGUAUUUAGCCCAAUCAGGAAGGUGCUGCUGGCGAUGAUCGAGGCUGCAUUUUCAGCCAUAAACCUCGAAGUGCACUGUGGAACUCAUCCAAGGAUCGGUGUCGUCGAUGACAUUUCAUUCCACCCCUUGACUCAAGCGGCCACAAUGGAGGAUGCUGCUCAGCUGGCUAAGCUGGUAGCCUCUGACAUUGGCAAUGGCUUGCAAGUUCCAGUGUUCCUAUAUGCGGCAGCACACCCCACCGGCAAGAGCGUCAGUGCAGUCCGGCGUGAGCUCGGCUACUUCCGGCCAAACCACAAGGGUGUCCAAUGGGCAGGCCCGGUGCUCCCUGACACUCUACCGAUGAAGCCGGAUGUGGGCCCAGUACACGUUCCUCAUGAAAGAGGCGCCACCAUGGUCGGAGCUCAACCUUUGGUCGAGAGCUACAAUGUGCCGAUAUUCUGCAAGGAUGUCCCGACCGUGAGAAGAAUCACCCGGAGGGUAACUGGACGGAGCGGAGGGCUCCCUUCAGUACAGGCACUUGCGCUUUUCCAUGGCGACAAUUGCACGGAGAUCGCAUGCUUUUUGCUGGAUCCAGACCACGUCGGCGCCGAUCGGGUUCAAUGGCUGGUGGAGCAGAUUGCAGAAGAGCAAGGGCUUGAAGUUGACAAGGGCUAUUUCACCGACCUGUCAAAGCAUAUGAUGCUAGAAAGGUACUCCGAGAUGGUUUCUGCAGCUGACUGACCUGUUGAAUUUCGUGCCGACACUCUUGUAAUUAUGCAUGUCUGCACUUCCAUGUAUGCUGCUGUUUAAACUGUGGCACCAACUUGGACUCCGGACCGACCAAUUCCAAAAUUUUGUAUAUACUUAGUUAUAUCUGCACUAGAGGUGGUUCUCUGGAAACUUCGCCGCAGUAAUUGGCGCAUAACAGGUCUCAUCACUGAA